Messenger RNA from Sphenostylis stenocarpa, 1167 nucleotides. The record is from the annotation of a GenBank genome assembly. Lineage: Eukaryota; Viridiplantae; Streptophyta; Magnoliopsida; Fabales; Fabaceae.
AUGACUCUUUUGCCUCGUCUCCGUAUCUUCGCUACGCCUUUGCUCUCAUCUUCUCUACUUUUCCAGAAUGGUGGUAGAGAAAUGAUGACAAGAAUUGGCAUCAAUGCCUGCUCGCUUUCUUCUACAGCUGAAGCUUCAGAUUUAGAAUGUGAUGUGAUUCAUGAUGAUGUCAAAGAAGCAGAGAGAGCUAAUGCACUUUGCAUGGCUGUAUCACAGCUUGCUAGUGAGUUUAGCAAGGAAUCUAUGUUAUCUCUGCAGAAGUUUUUUGGUGUACGCCGUGCUCAUGCGAUAUCUACAGGCUCCUUGAAGCUUGACCUAGCUCUGGGAAUAGGAGGGUUGCCAAAGCGUAGGAUUGUGGAAAUUUAUGGACGAGAAGCAGCUGGUAAGACUACACUUGCUCUUCAAAUUAUUAAAGAAGCCCAAAAACUUGGAGGAUAUUGUGCAUAUCUUGAUGUAGAAAAUGCACUGGACUUCUCCCUUGUGGAAUCAAUAGGUGUAAAUACUGAAAACCUUCUUGUAUCACAUCCUGAUUGUGCUGAAAAUUUGUUAAGCAUGGUUGAUACAUUAACAAAAAGUGGAGCUGUAGAUGUGAUUGUGAUUGAUAGUGUUGCUGCCCUCAUUCCCAAAUGCGAGCUUGAUCAAUUAGGAGUUAACACUAAACGUGAUUAUCAAUCCCGAAUGAUGACUCAAGCACUGAGGAAAAUUCACUAUUCAUUAUCUCACUCUCAAACACUCAUUAUUUUCAUUAAUCAGAUUAGAUUUAGUCCAAAAUCAGUUAAGGAAUAUGGAUCUGUGGAAGAAGUCACUUGUGGUGGAAAUGCCUUGAAAUUCUAUGCGGCUGUUCGUUUGAGACUUUCAAGAAUGAGAUUGAUCAAAACUGAGGAUAAGGUAGAGGGUGUUCUGAUCUGUGCGCUAGUGGUGAAAAAUAAACUAGCACCAGCAGCAACAAAAAGGGCUGAACUCGCUAUCAAGUUUGGAAGAGGCUUUUGCCAUGAGUCAGAGGUCUUAGAUUUGGCCUGUGAACAUGGAAUCAUUGUGAAAGAUGAGGGAAACUACAUUAUUGAAAGGGGAAGUUUUGAUAGUAGAGAAGCAGCUGAACAGUUUUUGGCUCAAAAUGAUGCCAUUUGUGACAAGUUGGUUAGGGAUAUAAGAAGACUUUAUCUUUAA